AUGGAAUUUACGGAUUUGGAGACAUUUCGUUCCAAGUAUAGCGAUUUAACGGUAACCGCCGUUCCAGCCAAGCGACAGAAGUUGGAUGCGCAGCCAGAGAACUUGGAUGCGGCCAAACAUGUCGAAAAAUCGCCAACGGCGCUUGUGGAAAUUAUUCCCAUCAUAGCCUCAAACGCUGCUGCUUCCACGUUCCAGCAGAGCAGCAAACGAAUUACCAAACAGGAACAACAACAGCUGCAGUUCCAGCAGCAGCAGCAACUGCAGCAAGCAGAGGAUGAUGUGGCCUAUUCCAAUGAGUAUCGGCAGGUGUUGGCCAAACUGGAGUAUACCAAAUAUGCUCAGGCUCAACUCCAGCUGAUGUCUGCUUCCAAUGGCAUUGCUGGAAAUAGUUAUGAUUCCAAUGACAUUGGUGGAAACAGUUAUGAUUCCAACGGCACUUCCAAUAUUGUGGAUGUGUACGACAACCUGUUGAGUGUCAUCGCUGAAAUGCAGAGCUGCUUGGGACCCACAGCGAUGGGUUUGCGAGCGCCAAAGGAACGUCUCUUGCGUGACAUCGGCCAUGCUCGUGUCCUUGUGCGUGAGUGUAUAUUGAUGCUAAUGCACAAUCAGUGAAGAAGUGACGUCACUCAGCAGCCAGUGACGUGACGUGUUAAUUGCUCUAAUUCGUGCCGAUGAAGCUUUUGUUUUAAGUGUACCCCAAUAAAAGAACAACAAUAAACAACCACAAAAGCGUGAACUUCCAAGAA
This is a messenger RNA of Drosophila grimshawi, 746 nucleotides long. RefSeq lists its product as uncharacterized. Gene Ontology annotation, cellular component: nucleus; cytoplasm. The record is from RefSeq and is a predicted model, not a curated record. The transcript is spliced from 3 exons. Bases 1 to 612 code for a protein of 203 amino acids. Lineage: Eukaryota; Metazoa; Arthropoda; Insecta; Diptera; Drosophilidae.